AUGCUUGCAUGUUCACCAGCUUUUCUGCCAUAUCCAGAUGACAACAAAAAUCCAAGCAACAUUCAGCAAAACGUUGGUUACCCAUUUCAAUAUGGGAUGGGACCUCCGAGGCCAGUUAUCGCUACAAGCUCCGCAACAAGUGCUAGGGUUAGUGAAGAAAAUAGGCCCAAUUGUUUAGAAAUUGAACCUCCAUGUUCUUCAACUAGAGUUGAUGAAGAAAUUAUAUUGGAUAGACCAGAUGAACGGGAAAUUGACGAUGGCACUACCGGUACACCACGGGUAGUGCCAUCAUUGGAUAGUGAUGAUAUCAUUGAGGAGCCAAAGUCGGGGAUGGAGUUUAAUUUGUUUGAAGAUUUGUUGAGCUAUUAUAAACAGUAUGCAAAGAAAUGCGGGUUUGGGGUGAUGACACAGAGGAGUGAGAGGUCAGAGGAUCAAAGUGUCAGAUAUGUCACCAUUGGUUGUGCACGGGGAGGGAAGGCCCGGAAUAAGAGUUCGAAUGUCGCCAACCCACGUCCGACGGGGAAAACGGACUGCAAGGCAAGAAUUAAUGCUUUAAGAGUUGAGGGAAAGAUGCGGAUAACAACUGUGCAUAAUACACAUAAUCACGGCCUCAGCCCAAAAAAAUCCCGCUUUUUUCGAUGUAACAGAGAAGUGAGUGAGACCGUUAAAAGAGUCCUAGACACGAACGACUUAGCUGGCAUCCGAUUGAAUAAGAGUUACGGUUCUCUUGUUGUUGGCGCAGGUGGCUUCGAGAACCUCCCAUUUUUAGAAAAAGAUUGUCGCAAUUACAUCGACAAAGCACGACAUCUGCGACUUGGCGCAGGUGGUGCUGGAGCACUACGGGAUUAUUUUAUGAGAAUGCAGUACAAGAAUAAUGGAUUUUUUGCAUUGAUGGAUCUAGGCGAUGACGGUAGAUUAAAGAAUUGUAUGGAUGGUAUAGCUCCAAAGGCUAUUAUUACUGAUCAAGACAAAGCAAUGAAAAAUGCAAUUGCUACCGUCUUUCCAGAAACUCGACAUAGAUUAUGCUUGUGGCAUAUACUGAAGAAAGUCCCUGAGAAGCUUGGGUCGUAUGCUGCGUACAGAAGUGGGCUAAAAACUCAACUGAUGAAAUGUGUGUAUGACACACAAACUAUUGAGGAGUUUGAGAAAUGUUGGGCUGGGUUUAUUAACACAUACGACUUACAUGAGAAUGUGUGGUUGAAAAGUUUAUAUGUGGAGCGUGAGUAUUGGGUACCGGUAUUCCUGAAAGAGCACUUUUGGGCUGGAAUGAGUACAACUCAGCGCAGCGAGAGUAUGAAUGCUUUUUUUGACGGUUAUGUUCACUCGAAGACAAACUUGAAGGAGUUUGUCGACCAGUUUGACAGUGCGUUGAGGAAGAAAAUUGAGAAUGAAAACCAUGCGGAAUUUCAGUCAUUUAGCCAGGUCAUUCCCUGCAUAUCUAGAUCUCCAAUCGAAAAGAAAUUCCAAGAGUUGUACACUAACGCUAAAUUUAGGGAAGUUCAGCAGCAAGUAAUUGGUCUGCUCGAUUUGGAUCCAUCUCUACUUACAUCGGAUGGUGUAAUGAAGAGUUAUUUGCUAGAAGAUGAAGUUCGUAUUGAGGAGUUCACUAAACCAGUGACAUUUUUAGUGGACUUUAAUGAGGAAGACUGCAGUGCUAAGUGUUCAUGUGGGUUAUUUCAGAUGAGAGGGAUACUGUGUAGGCAUAUUUUGGCCGUAUUCAAGUGUAACGGUAUAAAAUCAUUGCCAGACCGGUACAUCUUGGACCGAUGGAGAAAGGACAUCAAGAGGAGAUACACAUUCAUUCGCAGUAGUUAUGACGCAGGGGAGCAGAGGCCAAAUGGUCAUAGAUAUUCAAUUCUUUUAAAUAUGUGUUAUGGGAUGAUAACUUAUGCAGCGGAUUCUAAUGAGCAAUUCAAAGAUGCAAAGAAGAGGAUACAAGAGAUGACUGAAUGUUAUCACGAGCAAACACUCAACUUAUCUCAAAUCCAAACAGGUUCGAAUGCUGGUUUGAUGACAGAGAACAAAAAUACAGUUGGUAGUUCACAACAAGUGAAGAGUCCACUUGUUGUGAGAGGGAAAGGAAGACCCCCAUCUCUGAGGCGAGCAUCCAGGAUGGAGACGGACAUGCGAAAGGUUAAAGCCAAACAAAAGAAAGCACAAGUCAGAGGGAAACGCAAACAGCGAGAGGGAGAUACACCAGAAGGAGAUAUACUAGUAGUGGGGACGUGCAGGAAUUUAUUUGGGCCAUCAGAAGUGGAUAUCACCAAUCCUGUACAAGUGCAGUCUGUUAUAGACAGCUGCAUAUUUGACAGUAGUGGAACCCAAAGCCGAGAAACAGUAUUUGGCAGCCAAGAAAGUAUUUUUUUGGAUUCGAUGGCGCUCAACCAGACCUCCUUGGGUUCUGAUGGAUCACAACCGGUGCAAGAAGGCUGA
Juglans regia (Persian walnut) is the source of this 2433-nucleotide messenger RNA. Its product is annotated as protein FAR-RED IMPAIRED RESPONSE 1-like. The record is from RefSeq and is a predicted model, not a curated record. Bases 1 to 2433 code for a protein of 810 amino acids. The transcript has 7 exons. Gene Ontology annotation, molecular function: zinc ion binding. Lineage: Eukaryota; Viridiplantae; Streptophyta; Magnoliopsida; Fagales; Juglandaceae.